GUUUUCCUAGUUGACCUCUCAUCUUGCAUCCUCUGUAAACUUCAGCUAUUCCAAAACUCUGUUGCCUGCACCCUAACUUGAACUAAGUCCCAUUCAGCUGUCACCUAAAUGGAGAGAGAUUGCAGAACUCGGUGGAACAGAAGGAUUUGGGUGUUCUGGUACAUGAAUCACAAAAGAUUCUUCUUGAAUCCUUCUCUGGGAGUGAAUGCAAUCACCAACUCAGCAAUUCUGUCUGUUAGCUCUGCAUUGGAGAAAUCACAAUGCUUAUCCCAAGAGAUUUAAUGCUCGUAGUCUUUAUUUGCCUCAAGGAUACUACAAGCUCUACUACUCCACCUACAACGUCUACCACUCAACAAAGCCCCGAGAGCAGCAGUAAAGUUAUUUUAAUCGUCAUCCCCAUACUGGUAUUGCUUGGUAUUGCUGGAGUUUUGAUCUGGUGCUUUGUACGCACUAGAUCAGAAGGUUUUAAUUUCCCAAGCAUGUUGACGAGGACCAGAUCCAGUAAACUGGAUACAGCACAAGAUGUUCAGCAACAAGACGUCUGCAAUCCUCAGGCAGCUGCUGAUUGUUCCAUAGGGCAGUAUUCUAGUUCAAACGCCUCUCCAACAUACCAAGUCAACCACGCACUAUAUUCGACUCAACCUAAUUAUGAGAAUGUUAUGAUUGGUCCCGUUAGCCAAGCUGAGGAAUAUGUGAUGAAACCUGGAUACGUAUCACCUGCAGAUCAUCAGACAUGUCAGUUUUCUCAGCCCAUGGAUUAUGAUGAGGCUAUUUACGAAAAUAACCCAUCAAUGAAUGAUUCAGCUGUGUACUGUAACUAUACCAGCCAACCAAAUAAUGAAAACGAUGAUACUUACAUUAUUCCAAGCGAGUAGUUACUUGCAUAGUGUGAAUUCCGGAUUCUUAUCGUACUGGAAAAUAAGAUCACAUUGGUGUUUUUUAAGACAAGAAAAAUUUGAGGAGGAUUCUCUCAGUAAUAGUUGUUAAUACAGAAUAGAUCAUUCAAAUGCAGUUUGAAGAAUAAUUAGCUGAGGUUAUGAUGCACAAAGCAAUAGAACAAUGAAAAUCCCACUUCAAAGAAAUCGUGUGCUGGCAAAUUAAGCUCGGGACAUCAAAUAAACUAGAAAAGGACUUUGAAAAGCAUUGUACUCUAUAUAUCAGAUAUUUGUUUCAAAGUCGAUUUUCCAAACUGAGAUGCUAAUAAAACUAGUUUGCAGAGAAAGGGAGAGAAAGGAGACUGUUUCCUAUUCAGAAACUUGAUAUCUUCGGCUCACACUGGAUCUAGUCCAGAACCCGGAGGGAAGAUUGCUGACAACUGAGGGAGGAAAAAAAUCAACAAUAAAUCAUCCAGGCGUCGGCUAGUUGUUCAUCUGAACAUUUUUUUCUACAGCACUUCCAUCUAUUAAAGAGAAAUUGCAUUCAACUUAAUGGCCCAGAGUUUACCGUUGCAGUGAUGCCGAAACUGUCAGCAUUCACUGUCAUUACCCUAUGAAUUUGACGGCAAAUCCUGGCCUCAGCAGGUGCGGAAUUAAACUUGGCAAUGCAGGAGCUGCUGUCAGUAAUUCCCUGCUCCUCCGCGGGGCGUGCUGCUGAAGUCCUUACAGAUGUAAAAAAAAUAGAAAUCACUGAACUUGCACCUUUUACCGAUUAUUCUCACUGUAAAAACACUUGAAAAGGUGCCACCUUGUUGAAUGAAGUGUAACUGGGUUUUAAAUGAUGUAUUAAGUCAAAAUUAUCACUGAACAAUCUCUCUGGCUCUGAAAAGCUAAUUUUUAUAUUUGUGGAAUGUCAAUCUUUCCAUUCCAUGCUAAAAAUUUAUAGAUUUAUAAAGUGCUUUUUUCAAGGUUGUUUAUGAUAUUUCAGCUUCUAGGUGAAUCAUAUGUAUAUAUCCCAACCUUUAUUUCACAUCAUGUAAAAUUAUAAAAAGUGAAUGAUAAAACCUACUUGUUACUUCCUGG
Molecule: messenger RNA, 1958 nt
Organism: Carcharodon carcharias (great white shark)
Lineage: Eukaryota; Metazoa; Chordata; Chondrichthyes; Lamniformes; Lamnidae
Exons: 3
Coding region: 261-875 (204 amino acids)
Cellular component (GO): membrane
Source: RefSeq, a predicted model, not a curated record